AUGGCACCACGUUUAGAAGAAUCAGAAAUCAAGAAAUAUUGGCAAAUUUUUAAAGGUUUGAAUCCGAUUGAUAAUAAAUUAACUGGUGAUAAAGUUGCACCAGUCCUUAAAAAUUCAAGAUUACCAGAUUCCCAAUUAUCUAAAAUAUGGGAAUUAAGUGAUAUUGAUAAUGAUGGUAAAUUAGAUUUUGAAGAAUUUUGUAUUACAAUGAGAUUAAUAUUUGAUUUAGUAAAUGAAUCAAUAUCUGAAAUUCCCACAGAAUUACCUUCAUGGUUAAUUCCAUCAUCUAAAUUAGCUAUUAUACAAGCAAAUAAAGCGGUCAGUCGAGGAGGCGAAUCAUUUGAUUUAGAUGAAGAAGAAGCUUUAAGUGAUGAUUUUGAUUGGUAUAUAUCACCAACUGACAAAUCAACAUAUGAAACUAUUUAUAAUUCAAAUAGUGAUUCAUUAGGUAGGGUUAAAUUUAAUUCAUUAAAUUCAUUAUAUGAUACAUUAUCAAAUGUUCCUAAAUCUGAUAUAUCGUCAGCUUGGAAUUUAGUUAAUCCAAAAUCUUUUGAAAGUAUAGAUAAAGAUCAGACAUUGGUAUUUUUACACAUUUUAAAUCAAAGAGAAAAUGGGAAACGUAUUCCAAGAGGUGUUCCAGCUAGUUUACGAGCUACAUUCUCAAAAGAAUUACCAAAUUAUGAUCUAAGUGCUCAAAAUAAGCCACAUUAUGAUACCGUAAAGCAAAGUUCAAAAAGAUCGUUUGCUGAAAAUUAUUUAAAUAAGAUAGGUCAAGGUAGUAGAAAUAAUAAAGGGACUGAUUUUUCAGCAACUGAAGGUACUGAUUGGGAAGAAGUUAGAUUAAGAAGAGAAUUACAAGAUUUAGAAACUUUAUUAGAAAAGGUGCAAAAUAAUUCUAAAUCAAGUGAAAAAGAGAGUACGAAUAACGAUUUAAUAACCUAUGAAUUUGAACAACUACUCAAAUAUAAGACAGAGAAAUUAAAUGAGCCUAAAAGUCAAAGACCAACAAAUUUAUCAAAUGUCAAAUCUGAUAUUGAUGACAUACAAAAUCAAGUAAACACCCUAGAAGAAUUCUUAUCAACACGAAAUCAAGAACUUUCGAAGUUAAAUAAGGAAAUUGAUGCUUUAAAAUAA
Insectozyma verbasci is the source of this 1134-nucleotide messenger RNA. Lineage: Eukaryota; Fungi; Ascomycota; Pichiomycetes; Serinales; Debaryomycetaceae. The record is from the annotation of a GenBank genome assembly.